CGGGCCCGCCACGGCCGCCGGGGCGCGCACCAAGACCAAGCGGAAGCACUUCGUGCCGCAGCGCGUGAAGCUGCCGCGCGCCGCCGACCCCUUCCUGGCCGUGCUGUGCUGGGGCAUCCACCACCAGGAGCCCCGCGGCCCUGCUAAGCGGUGCUGGCCAGCCUGGAGGUGGCCAAGGAGAUCAAUGAGCUGAGCCAGGUGCCGCUGCCCAUCAUGCUGCUGCCCGAUGACUUCAAGGCAAACUCUAAGAUCAAGGUGAACAACCACCUCUUCAACCGGGAGAACCUGCCCAGCCACUUCAAGUUCAAGGAGUACUGCCCCCAGGUCUUCCGCAACCUGCGUGAGCGCUUUGGCAUCGACGACCAGGACUUCCAGGUGUCACUGACCCGCAGCCCCCCCCAGUACGAGGGUGAGGGCAGCGACCGGCGCUUCCUGCUCUCCUGGGACCGGACGCUGGUGGUUAAAGAGAUCUCGAGUGAGGAUGUGGCUGAUGUGCACAGCCUGCUCUCGCACUACCACCAGUACGUAGUGCAGUGCCACGGGAACACGCUGCUGCCACAGUUCCUGGGCAUGUUCCGCACGGGCGUGGACAGCGAGGAGCGCUAUGUGCUGGCCAUGCGCAACAUGUUCAGCCACCGCCUGCCCGUGCACCGGAAGUAUGACCUCAAGGGCUCCCUGGUGUCCCGAGAAGCCAGUGACAAAGAGAAGGGAAAGGACCUGCCCACGCUGAAGGACAUGGACUUCCUGAACAAAAACGAGAGGGUCUACGUGGGCGAGGAGGCCAAGCGGGAGUUCCUGGAGAAGCUCAAGAGGGAUGUGGAGUUCUUGGUGCAGCUGAAGAUCAUGGACUACAGCCUGCUACUGGGCAUCCACGAGGUGCCACGGGCCGAGGAGGAGGAUGAGCCUGAGGAUGACGACGGGGGAGACGAUGGCACCGCCGGCCUUUACGGCGCCUCCCCUGAGGGCCUCGGCAUUGCCGGCGACUUUGGCGCCCACCGUGCCCUGGGCCCCGGCGACUUCGACUCGCGUGUGGAUGUGUAUGCUGUCCGCAGUCAGGGCGGGCCCUGCUGCGAGGUGUACUUCAUGGGCCUCAUCGACAUCCUCACCCAGUACGACGCCAAGAAGAAAGCGGCACACGCAGCCAAGACUGUCAAGCAUGGGGCCGGCGCUGAGAUUUCGACAGUGCACCCGGAGCAGUACGCCAAGCGCUUCCUGGACUUCAUCACCAACAUCUUUGCUUAGCCCCAUGGCCAGUUGGUCGCCCCCCUGCUCCUCUAGACCCCCCCUCCCCCACACUCCCUGGUGUUUGCUGGGCAGACGCGGGGAUCCGGCCCCCCCUGCCCUGGCUGCAGAGGACCCCAGUGUCCUGGUGUGGAUCAAGUGCCUUAUCUUUAAUCCUGC
This is a messenger RNA of Alligator sinensis (Chinese alligator), 1401 nucleotides long. It is a transcript of the gene PIP4K2C, whose product is annotated as phosphatidylinositol-5-phosphate 4-kinase type 2 gamma. Gene Ontology annotation, molecular function: phosphatidylinositol kinase activity. Gene Ontology annotation, biological process: phosphatidylinositol metabolic process. The record is from RefSeq and is a predicted model, not a curated record. The transcript has 11 exons. Lineage: Eukaryota; Metazoa; Chordata; Crocodylia; Alligatoridae. Bases 214 to 1242 code for a protein of 342 amino acids.